Glycine soja is the source of this 2466-nucleotide messenger RNA. RefSeq names its product pentatricopeptide repeat-containing protein At3g12770-like. Gene Ontology annotation, molecular function: protein binding; RNA binding; zinc ion binding. The record is from RefSeq and is a predicted model, not a curated record. Lineage: Eukaryota; Viridiplantae; Streptophyta; Magnoliopsida; Fabales; Fabaceae. The coding region runs from base 1 to 2466 and encodes 821 amino acids. The transcript has a single exon. Gene Ontology annotation, biological process: RNA modification.
AUGUCUUUAUCAUAUUUCAUUCUCAGACACACAUUUGAGAAGGCAAGGAUCCCCUGCAACUGCAGGCCCAUUUACAACGCUGCACCAUCCUCAACAUUUGUUUCUGUUCAUCAUGCCCCAUUUUUCAACCAAGCUCCUUCAGUUUUCUCCUCACUCUUGCAUCAAUUCUCGAACACCCUUAUCCAUGUCAAGUCCAUCCACGCGCAGAUUAUCAAGAAUUGGGUAUCCACGGAAAGCUUUCUGGCCGCAAAACUCAUCAGGGUCUACUCUGAUUUGGGUUUUCUUGGCCAUGCCCGCAAUGUGUUUGAUCAAUGUUCUCUACCGGAAACCGCCGUUUGCAAUGCCAUGAUUGCCGGGUUCUUGAGGAACCAGCAACACAUGGAGGUUCCCAGGUUGUUCAGAAUGAUGGGGUCUUGUGAUAUAGAAAUCAAUAGUUAUACGUGUAUGUUUGCUCUGAAGGCCUGCACCGACUUGUUGGAUGAUGAGGUUGGCAUGGAAAUUAUUAGGGCAGCUGUUAGAAGGGGGUUUCAUUUGCAUCUCUAUGUCGGUAGUUCAAUGGUUAAUUUUUUGGUUAAGCGUGGUUAUCUUGCUGACGCGCAAAAAGUCUUUGAUGCGAUGCCAGAAAAGGAUGUUGUAUGCUGGAAUUCGAUCAUUGGCGGUUAUGUCCAGAAGGGCCUCUUCUGGGAGUCAAUUCAAAUGUUUCUUGAGAUGAUUGGUGGUGGCUUAAGGCCGAGUCCAGUGACAAUGGCGAACUUACUCAAAGCGUGUGGACAGAGUGGACUUAAAAAAGUUGGAAUGUGUGCUCACAGUUAUGUCCUUGCGUUAGGCAUGGGCAAUGAUGUGUUUGUGCUUACUUCGUUGGUUGAUAUGUAUAGUAAUUUAGGUGACACUGGCAGUGCUGCUUUGGUUUUUGAUAGCAUGUGCAGUAGAAGUUUGAUUUCAUGGAAUGCUAUGAUUUCAGGUUAUGUUCAAAAUGGUAUGAUACCUGAAUCUUAUGCACUCUUUCGUAGACUAGUCCAAAGUGGUUCUGGGUUUGAUUCUGGAACUUUGGUGAGCCUUAUUCGAGGAUGUUCUCAAACAUCUGACUUGGAAAAUGGAAGAAUCCUCCAUUCUUGUAUCAUUAGAAAAGAACUUGAAUCGCAUCUAGUUUUGUCCACUGCAAUUGUUGACAUGUAUUCUAAAUGUGGUGCUAUAAAGCAGGCAACUAUUGUUUUUGGAAGAAUGGGAAAAAAAAAUGUAAUUACAUGGACUGCUAUGCUGGUUGGUUUGUCACAAAAUGGCUAUGCAGAGGAUGCCCUCAAAUUAUUUUGUCAAAUGCAAGAAGAAAAAGUGGCUGCCAAUUCUGUUACUCUUGUUAGUCUUGUGCACUGUUGUGCCCACCUAGGAUCUCUCACUAAAGGAAGGACUGUCCAUGCUCAUUUUAUCCGACAUGGCUAUGCAUUUGAUGCAGUUAUUACAUCAGCAUUGAUUGAUAUGUAUGCCAAGUGUGGUAAAAUUCACUCUGCUGAGAAGCUAUUCAACAAUGAAUUCCAUUUAAAAGAUGUUAUACUCUGUAACUCUAUGAUUAUGGGUUAUGGAAUGCAUGGUCACGGGCGUUAUGCUCUAGGUGUCUACAGUAGAAUGAUAGAGGAAAGGCUCAAGCCAAAUCAAACUACAUUUGUUUCUCUGCUAACAGCUUGCAGUCACUCAGGCCUUGUUGAAGAGGGCAAGGCUUUGUUCCACAGCAUGGAAAGGGAUCAUGACGUUAGGCCUCAGCACAAACACUAUGCUUGUCUUGUAGAUCUUCAUAGUCGAGCCGGCCGCCUCGAGGAAGCGGAUGAAUUGGUGAAACAAAUGCCCUUCCAACCCAGCACAGAUGUGCUUGAAGCUUUGCUCAGUGGUUGCAGAACCCAUAAGAAUACUAACAUGGGGAUACAAAUAGCAGAUAGAUUAAUUUCCUUAGAUUACUUGAACUCAGGAAUUUAUGUCAUGCUAUCAAAUAUAUAUGCUGAAGCAAGAAAAUGGGAAUCAGUGAACUACAUAAGAGGCCUCAUGAGGAUGCAGGGCAUGAAGAAAAUACCUGGUUAUAGUUUGAUUGAAGUAGGGAACAAGGUAUACACAUUUUUUGCUAGUGAUGAUUCACAUCCUUCUUGGGCAGAUAUUUAUCAAUUAUUAGAAAAUUUAAGGCUUGAGGUGGAGGCAGAAGGUUAUAUUCCUGAUACUAGUUGUGUUCUUCGUGAUGUAAAUGAGCCAAUGAAGGUUAAGUUGCUCUGGGGACAUAGUGAGAGACUAGCCAUUGCAUUUGGUCUUUUAAGCACACCUUGUGGAAGCUUGAUUAAGAUCACCAAAAAUCUUCGUGUGUGUGUUGACUGUCAUAAUGUAACCAAAUACAUAUCAAAAAUAGUUCAGAGGGAAAUUAUUGUCAGGGAUGCUAAUCGUUUCCAUCACUUUGUUAAUGGGAAAUGCUCAUGCAAUGAUUUCUGGUAA